AUGCCCGGUGCGCAAGGUGGUAAAGUCAAGCCUUUAAAGGCACCCAAGAAGGAGAAGAAGGAGCUGGACGAGGACGAUAUGGCGUUCUUGGCAAAGAAGAAAGCCGAAGAGAAGGAGCAAAAGGAGGCCGCAUCGAAGUUGGGCAAGGGACCGCUGCAAGGAGGAGGUAUCAAAAAGUCUGGGAAGAAGUAA
Messenger RNA from Dioszegia hungarica, 192 nucleotides. Its product is annotated as translation machinery associated TMA7. The coding region runs from base 1 to 192 and encodes 63 amino acids. The transcript has 7 exons. The record is from RefSeq and is a predicted model, not a curated record. NCBI's taxonomy places the organism in Eukaryota, Fungi, Basidiomycota, Tremellomycetes, Tremellales, Bulleribasidiaceae.